Vigna umbellata (rice bean) is the source of this 1660-nucleotide messenger RNA. The record is from RefSeq and is a predicted model, not a curated record. Lineage: Eukaryota; Viridiplantae; Streptophyta; Magnoliopsida; Fabales; Fabaceae.
GGACUAAAUAAACCCUACUGAAGCUCUGAAAAAUCCCUCGUUCUUGUGAGGAAAAAGAAAACAACAUUGGAAGAAGAAGAAGAAGAUUACGAUGGCAGGAACUUUGCUAGGGAUGCCAGGUCCAUGGGCGGAGGAUUAUCGCGAACCAUCUGAUCCCUAUACAACUAAAAUUGGAGGACUCCCUGACUGGCCCCUCCCCAUAAACGCCGAUUUGCUACGGUGCGCCUUGUGCGCCGGCCAACUCUGCCUGGUGGCGCAGGUUUACGCUCCCCUUUCUCAACACCGCACCCUCUUCGUUCUCGGUUGCAUCUCGCCCGAAUGUGGAACCGUUUGCCGCGUUCUUCGAGUUCAGAACAUUGCUGACUUGGACUCCUCUCAACGAAAACAACCUGCGUCCGAUGGUGAAGUUCCGUGUGCCAACGUGUCGGAUGACGAAGACGUAGGUGACAUGGAUUUUGAACAACUGGGUAAGGCUCUCUUUGAAGCCGGGACUGCGGCUUCCAAUACCAAGCGCAAGAAGCCGCGGAAAAAACGACAGAACAAGGCCCCUUCAUCUUCUCUACAUCCAAAACCGACAGCUUUGGUUCAAAAUGACGUGCCUGGUGAUUUGGUGCCCUGUUUUUAUAUAUACGCACAGGAAGAGUCUUCCUCUCUGGAUCUUAGUGCUAUAUGUUCUAGCUACUCGUCGCUUUCUCUUAAGGAGGCUGGAAGUGAUGUUGAGGAUCCUUCACAACCGGAAGAAGCCUGGGAAAAGGAGCAUUAUGAGUAUGAUAAAGCUUUGACUGCUGAUAGAACUUACCUCAAGUUCAAGAAACGAUUGGAUGCAUAUCCUGAACAAUGUUUUAGAUAUUCGUAUGGUGGGAGGCCAAUUUUAGCUGCAGUCGAUGAAAUAAACCCUGGCAAUUGCAGACUAUGUGGCAGACCAAGGCAAUUUGAGAUGCAGCUGAUGCCUCCAUUACUAUACUUUCUACAGGAAGCUCUUGGUGAACGAAGACAUUUGGUGGAAAAGUGGGAUUGGAUGACCCUUAUUGUAUAUACUUGUUCAGAGAGCUGUUCUGUAGAGAUUGAACAAGCAAAGUCCAAUAUGGGAUGGAUUAUAGCAGAGGAGGCAGUUGUAGCUCAAUGUGAAGCAUCCAUGCCCGUUCAGCCUGGCUUUUUCUCAUGAUCACUGGCGUUGGAAUAAACAACGCAAUACAUUUCAUGCUUACAGAAAAUAUUGACGUUUUUCAGAACCGAUAUAUUAUUUUGAGUGUUAAGAAAGUUAUAGGUUGAUCAAGAAAAGGAAUUUAAAGAGUAUGUUACUUAGUUCUGGAGUUGUAUUUACAAUGAAGAUUUGGUGAGGUGAACUUCUGCCCUGCUACACAUACCACUCCUGCCUUGAGCUCGGGAGCAACAAGAUGAGUGUUGCAUUCGCUGCAUUCGCUAUCUUUUUUUCUUUUUCUUUUUAAUUUGUUUGAGUUUGAGGAAUGGCUUCCCUCGGUCACAAAUCGAAAUUUGUAAAUUCAGUGUCUGAUUCGUUUGAAUUUGUAAAUUGGACAUGGCCAUAUGUAGUCAAUAUCAUAGCUGUUUCACAGAAGAAUUUAAUUAACUCUUGCUAGUAACGAAUUUCUAAUGAAAUUAUUAUCUGAGUUUAUUUUAGAAUCGAAUUUGUUGAUGAUAA